ACUUGCGCUAUUGGUCGGAUCAUGUCCGUGCGCUUGGUGAGGACUGAAACGCGGCGUGCGGAUGGCUGUUUCUUAGAUUUCGUCUCCGCUCCCCGCUUUAUUUUAAUAGAUGCCGCUGUUUGAUCCAGUUCUCCCCUGCGCUUUCUUUUCGCCGGUGCCAUGAUUGGACCAGAGACCUCGUCAUCUUAUCAAGAGCUAAAUGAAGAUAUGGAGUGUGCACCUGCAAAUGCUGAACCAACAGAUGAACUCUUAGAUGAAGAGGAUCAGGAAGAUACCAGUUCAACAAUCCUUCCAGUCCUAGAUGGUAGCAGCCCUUCAGUGCGUUUCAGCAAGUCCUGCCUGAAAAAUGUCUUCUCUGUAAUACUUCUCUUCAUAUAUUUGGUGCUCAUGGCAGUGGCCAUUUUUUUGGCUUAUCAAACCAUUGCUGACUUUAGGGAAAAACUCAAGCAUCCAGUGAUGUCCGUCUCACUCAAGGAAGUGCCCUCUUACGAUGCUCCUGGUAUUGCCCUCUAUCCAGGCAAGGCUGAACUGCUAUCCUGCAAGCAUCAUUAUUAUGAUUACAUUCCACCUCUGGUCAACCCAGGCCAGCCAGGGAAAAUUGAAUGCAUUACCCAGAGAAUCAACUACACAGAUCCGUUUACUAAUGCAACCAAGAAACAUGCUGUGAUUGUCAAAGGACCCCAAGAUGUGAAGAAACGGGAAUUGGUCUUCAUGCAGUUUCAUCUGAAUGAGACUGAUCAGGAUUUCAGUGCAAUAGAUUAUCUUCUUUUUUCUUCAUUUCAAGAUUUUCUCCACAGUCCAAACAAGUCGGAAUUUAUGAAGGUGUGUGAGAGCUCCUAUUCCAGUUGGAAAUUCUCUGGAGGUUUCCGAACUUGGGUCAAAAUGUCUUUGGUGAAAACUAAAGAAGAAAAUGGUUUGAUGGCAGUCGAAUUUAGGCAGGAGAUUAGCGUGGUUAACUACAUUGAACGGAGGAUAAAAGCUGAUACUGACCAGCUAUUUUUUGUGGUGUUUGAAUGGAAAGAUCCUUUUAUUCAGGAAGUUCAAGAUAUUGUCACUGCAAAUCCUUGGAACAUGAUUGCUCUUUUAUGUGGUAUAUUCCUGGCUUUGUUUAAAGCAGCCGAUUUUGCCAAACUGAGUGUGAAAUGGAUGAUAAAAAUCCGAAAACGGCAUCUCAAGAGAAAAACUCAAGCCUUGAACCAUAUAAGUUGAAAACAAUGUGCUUCACAGAUUUCUGUUUCACUGAGAAGUUCAACUAGGACGAUUAAACCAAUACAACUUCUGUCUUCUGUCUUACACAAGAAAACUGCAUUGAUGGAAGGACAAAUUGCUUUGGUGGACUGAACUUAAUAUUUGGAAUUUUUAGAAAAUGAUUUGACUCUUUAUAAAUCCGCAGUCUUUUCUAAAUAUAUGGUUUCUUUUACAAACUGUUACUUAGUGGUAAGAAUAUUCCUGAAAAAAAAAUAACUUCCUGUAAAAAAGAAACAAUUUGUAUGAAUGAAGUAGGGUUGUUGUUGUUGUUUUUUUUAAAAAAUGGGAAUUUAAAAUAUAGUGUCCACCAGUAAUAGGUUUAGUUAAUCUGUCCCCAAAUGUUGAGUCCAAUCACUAAUCAACUCAGGGACAAAGACAUUUGCUUCAAAGCCUUUAACUGAAUAUGCUGCCAAUCAGAGGGAACAGCGCUUUAUUGGAUUCUGAUUGAGCAUUAUGUAUCACUUACAUUCCAGCUGUUGCUCUGACAAACACACUCCAAGGGAUGAAACAUAUUGUUAAAGCUUUAUGCACUGACUGUAUAUUGAACAUACCACCGAUUAACAACUAACCCCAAAAGUAUGACUAGAGAGAUUGAUCAAUAUUGGUUGGCUGGAGGACAUAACAGUUUGAUUUCUUACCCUUUCUAUCUGAAACAAUACAUUCUCUAUUGGAUUUCAGCUCUUUUGUGUGUUGGACUUUUAGUUACAAAAGUAGAUACAAUCUUUUUUAUAAAAAGGACAGUUGAUAUCUGAUAACUACUAUGGAAGCAUUGUGAUGAUUAGAAGAGUCGUGGUGGCCCAGUGGUUAGAAUGCAGUAUUGCAGGC
This is a messenger RNA of Protobothrops mucrosquamatus (brown spotted pit viper), 2073 nucleotides long. RefSeq names its product proton activated chloride channel 1 (gene PACC1). Bases 160 to 1209 code for a protein of 349 amino acids. Gene Ontology annotation, cellular component: cell surface. The record is from RefSeq and is a predicted model, not a curated record. Lineage: Eukaryota; Metazoa; Chordata; Lepidosauria; Squamata; Viperidae. The transcript is spliced from 8 exons.